Messenger RNA from Triticum urartu, 1309 nucleotides. Lineage: Eukaryota; Viridiplantae; Streptophyta; Magnoliopsida; Poales; Poaceae. The record is from RefSeq and is a predicted model, not a curated record.
CCAACGCGCGAUCCUUAUGUUUCUUUUUUUGCAGGGGGCGGCCAUGGGGAGGGGAGGCGAAUCGGAGAGGCGACACUGUGCUCCGGCGCCGGAUCAAGCUGCGGGGGAGGCGGGAGCCACGCGAGGAGACGAAGGAGGAGAAAAUGAAGAGGCAUGGAGGAGAGGCGGGAGAGCGGGAAGGGCUGGGGCGUCGCCCACGACGCCGAGCUUGACGGCGGCCUUGCGAUGGCGCAGUCGGCGAGGACCUGUCGGAUCUGGACGGAUCUGGUGGGAAAUUGCACGCAAGCGGCGGAUCUGGAAGGAAGACGGCCGGAGCUUCGAGCACAAUGGCUGGUGGACGCGCCAUGGCCCACGCCGGCGAGAGAAGAGAGAGAUGAGUGGGAGAGAAAAGAGAGGACGGGAAGGAGAUGAGAGGCCAGAGGGAGAGAGAAGGGAGUGGUGGUCACUUCAACGGGCUGCAGCGCGGCGCCGCCCCGGCCGCUGAGGCCGCCCGACCACCCCAUCGCCGAGUCGCCACCCCCACUGACUGCCCCGUGCUCGCCCUUAGACCAAGUCGAGCCAGCGAUCGUUGCCCACAUCACCCAACCUCGCUCCCCUUCUCCACCCCAGCAAGCACGCACGCUUGGAGGCGCCCAGGAGCUCGCCGGCAACACUCAGCAGACAUAGGAGAGCUGCAUGCAUGAUGCGUUUGAAUGUGCGGACGCGAGGCAGUGGAGGGCUCAGCAAGUUAACAAAUUAUAUUGCCUUGUACUACAUUUUAACAAAUUGGCUCCUACGAAGACUAAUGGAAGGAUCAUCAGACCAACGUAGUCAAAUUGGCUGCUUCAAAUUUUUGGUCUUGGAGUUGAUCAGCAGCACGCAGACAUGCAUCAGGAAGCCGACGGACAGCCAGAGCAGGAAGGCGUGGAUCUUGAGCUGCAGCGACAACAACAACUUGGGCGUUGCCUGCAAAAAAACAAUAAUUCAAGUGCUCAAUCAAGUAAACUGUAGAUUAGCAAGAACGAGUGUUGAGCAUGUCAAUCUAUGUGUGGGCAUGAGUGAAAAUGUAAAUCAUGUUAGAGACGAGUUUCUGGAAAAAGUCCUGGAGACGCGCUGCUGCUGCUGCUGCUCUUGAUAGCCAAAGUGGAGGCUGCAGUUCUAAGACUUCAAGGAGGAAAGGAAUACAUGGUUGCUUCUUGGAAAGGUGAGUUGUUUCCCUGCAGAAAAAUAAAUCUCUUAGAGUUGUUUAACUGAACCUGUUCCACUGUCAUUGUUGUGUUCAGAUAAAUAUUGUUAUUGGUCACUCAAUGCCUAAGCUGUUGUGGAUUAA